Symbiodinium sp. CCMP2456 is the source of this 1487-nucleotide messenger RNA. The record is from the annotation of a GenBank genome assembly. Lineage: Eukaryota; Dinophyceae; Suessiales; Symbiodiniaceae.
AUGGCAGAAAGUUGCCCACAAAUCUGCAUGGAGCCCUUGGUGCCGAAGCCAGCUGAAACGCCCAUAGAGCAACUACAAGCGCUUGUGAGUCUCGUCGAAGCUGCGAGACUGCAGUCUCGGCCCCUCACUGCUGAGGAGGAUGCCAAGAUUGAAGCUGCCCGCGAUUCCAAGGCCCCGCUAGUCGCGAUCGCGGCGAUGCAGGCAGGCGAUGCAGAUCGCACGGAGCUGUGCAGCCUUGGCCACCGCCUUUGGGCAGCUUUGGGCUAUGCAACUUCCGAGAAGAAGCAAGAUGCAAAAUGCCGAAACUUGGCCUGCGAGCUCUACGCUGCGGGCUCUAAAGGCUCCAGUGAGAGUGUGAGUCAGGAGAUGCUGGCGAUCCACUGGGCACUGGCCGGGCGCGCAUGGGUCCUGGCGUCCGACGACCAAAAAGCACUUUUCUGCUUCGCGGAAGCCUUGCAACCAUUCAGAGCGCAACCACAGCGCUGCCAUGCCAAACUGGCAGAGCUUGCGGCACAGACAAAUUUGUGGAUGGCCGAUGCCCAUUUUCGGCAAGCGACCUACAAGGAAGCCUUUGCAGACCUCGCGGCUGUCCGCGAGCUGCUUGCCCUCCGUCCUGAGAUUCGACCAGCACAGUUGGACGCACUGCUUUUUCACUGCCACAAACAGGCUGUCUCCCAUCACUCUGCGGGCAACUUUACGGAAGCGGUUGAACUGCUGAACCUCGCGGUGGCAGCGGUGCCAGUAGGCGGCUCAUCCAAGAAAUGCAGGCUGUUUCGCAUGUUGGCUGUCUGUCACAUGGACUUGUCCGAUCUGGACCUUGCUGUGGCCCAUUCUCAGCAGGCAGUCGCAGAAGCUCCGAAUUCGGAAGAGCGGCGGCUGGCACUGCAGGUCCAGCUCACGGCUCUGGUUCAGCGCAGAUCGCGAGGUGCAAUUGGCCACCAGGGCUUGUACGACGCACAAAGCAAGGUGCAGGAACCCGGCCAAGUGGACGCAAGUGCUUCGGGCUCUGAGUUCCAAACACUGGCCAACGAUGUCUUUGCAUCCAACCCGCGGGUUGCAGAGGAGGAGAAGAGACGCUGGGGGGCCGAGAAGGGCUUCACUUCGCUCUUGGACCCCAGCCUCGAUCCGAAGCAGAAGAUCCCCAAACAGGAAUACCGGCAUGGCUUGAGACGAGUUCCGCAACGAGGAUGGUCUGAUGAAGAGACAGGCCAAGAUCAGCCUUUACUUCGCCCUGUAUUGGCGAAUGAGUUGCCCCGAGAGGACUUUCAUUUUAAUCGAUGGAGGUGCAUAUUCCACCCUGAUCGUGCAGUGGAGACGCUGGGACCUGCUGCUCAUCUCGAGUUGUCAAUACUGAGUGCCCGGGAUCUCGUCGGAGAAGAAGUUUCCUUGACGUUGCAGCCUUCCUGCAAUCCCUAUGCCAAGGUCUACCUUGAUGAUCGGCUCGCUUGCAGGACCAAGUGCCAACAGCGAACAACGACACCAGACUG